This is a messenger RNA of Chelmon rostratus (copperband butterflyfish), 3289 nucleotides long. RefSeq names its product interferon regulatory factor 10 (gene irf10). Gene Ontology annotation, cellular component: nucleus. The record is from RefSeq and is a predicted model, not a curated record. Gene Ontology annotation, biological process: regulation of transcription by RNA polymerase II; immune system process. Lineage: Eukaryota; Metazoa; Chordata; Actinopteri; Chaetodontiformes; Chaetodontidae. Bases 650 to 2791 code for a protein of 713 amino acids. Gene Ontology annotation, molecular function: protein binding; DNA-binding transcription factor activity, RNA polymerase II-specific; RNA polymerase II cis-regulatory region sequence-specific DNA binding. The transcript is spliced from 14 exons.
AACAACUGAACUCAAUUUAGCACUUUUGUGGACUGCAGAUGUUAUUUGUCGGCACACCGUUAUUCCAUUUACCUGCUUUAAUUGAUUUUCUCUUCUCCAACACUGUAAGAAGUAUUUAGGAGGUGAGUUUUCUGGUUAGUGUCACCUUAUUUUGUCCUCUGGCAGCAUAAAAUUCACUCACGACACAAGAUAAGAUAAGAUAAGAUUUUUUUCUGCAUGUGCAUUUCUGUACGAAUUCUCUUCACACGCAGAGUCAUUCAGUGAUCUGUGAUCCAGUUGAUCACCCUCCCUCUCACAUCUUACUGGGAAAUGAUUAAACUUUCGCUGCAAGUGACACAACGGGGGAAACCGAAAGUAUCUGAGCAGCUUCAAACUUUCGCUUUCGCUCCGAAGACCGCACUUAAUUUUAGGCUGGACUUCUGCAUUAAAGUUUACGCGGAGUCUGCUCAUCUUAAACUUUUAGAAACUCCAUUUUUAUCAUUAUGCUACGUUGUUACAUCCCCGUGAUUAAAGCCAUCUUUCAAGCUUGCGCAUAAAUAGUGAACAUUUUUCCGUCUGCAAGGUGGGGGGGACGCGAUUAAACCGCUCGAGCGACUUUGCACAUGCAUCCGACAUUUGAGAGAGAGGUCCGGGUCCUUUGAGACAGAAGAUGGGGACAGGGGCGAAGAUGCACAUGAAAGAGUGGCUGAUAGCUCAGAUAGAGAGCGGGGACUAUGAAGGACUGUGCUGGGAGGAUGAGGACAAAACCAUGUUCAGGAUCCCGUGGAAGCACGCAGCCAAGAAGGACUACAAGCAGACGGCGGAUGCAGCUCUCUUCAAGGCCUGGGCUGUGUACAAGGGCAAGUACAAGGAGGGGAGGGAUAAAGCUGACCCCACCAUGUGGAAGACCCGUCUCCGCUGUGCACUCAACAAGAGCGCAGACUUCCAGGAGGUACCUGAACGCAACCAGCUGGACAUCACUGAGCCCUAUAAAGUCUACCUUAUCCAGCAGGACAAUGGGCCAGCCAGGCCAGCAGAACCCCAGACAAAGGAUCAAAUGAUCAUCCAAGCUAAGCAGCCUCCACGGAGCCCUGGUUUUCCAGACAGACAGAAUCAAAAGGAAUCAUCCCAAGCAAGCAAAGAAGAAGGAAAACCACUGAGUGAGAAUCUGAUGAGGGAGCACAUGUACUGUGAGCCCACAGGACAAAAACCUCAGAGUCAGAGCGCUUCUCCCAUGACCUUCAUCAGCCCUGCAUUUACUAUAUCAGACUUUCGCAUGGAGGUGACGUUGUUGUACCACGGCCAGAGGGUGAUGAAAGCGACCACCAGUAGCCCAGACGGGUGCUUCAUCCUGCAGGGUUGUGUCCCCUUGGGAAAUGAACGUAUCUACGGGCCCUGCACUGCCCAGCAGCUCUCCUUCCCUUCGCCGAGCUCCGUAUCCCUGCCGUCAUGCAUGGCUGAAGCGAUGAACCGCCUUCUUUGUCAUCUGGAGAGAGGCGUGCUGUUAUGGGUGGCCCCAGAGGGGGUGUUCAUCAAGCGGUUCUGCCAGGGCAGGGUGUACUGGAGCGGUCCCAUGGCCCGGCACACUGACCGGCCCAACAAGCUGGAGCGAGAAAAGACGUGCAAACUGCUCGAUGUACCCACAUUUCUCAACGAGCUCCAGAGCUGUGUACAGGGGAAGGGCCCCGCACCUUCUUAUGAGAUUGAGCUCUGUUUCGGAGAGGAGUAUCCAGACCCCAGCGUGCUUAAAACCAGGAAGUUGAUCAUGGCGCAGGCCUGGGCUGUGUACAAGGGCAAGUACAAGGAGGGGAGGGAUAAAGCUGACCCCACCAUGUGGAAGACCCGUCUCCGCUGUGCACUCAACAAGAGCGCAGACUUCCAGGAGGUACCUGAACGCAACCAGCUGGACAUCACUGAGCCCUAUAAAGUCUACCUUAUCCAGCAGGACAAUGGGCCAGCCAGGCCAGCAGAACCCCAGACAAAGGAUCAAAUGAUCAUCCAAGCUAAGCAGCCUCCACGGAGCCCUGGUUUUCCAGACAGACAGAAUCAAAAGGAAUCAUCCCAAGCAAGCAAAGAAGAAGGAAAACCACUGAGUGAGAAUCUGAUGAGGGAGCACAUGUACUGUGAGCCCACAGGACAAAAACCUCAGAGUCAGAGCGCUUCUCCCAUGACCUUCAUCAGCCCUGCAUUUACUAUAUCAGACUUUCGCAUGGAGGUGACGUUGUUGUACCACGGCCAGAGGGUGAUGAAAGCGACCACCAGUAGCCCAGACGGGUGCUUCAUCCUGCAGGGUUGUGUCCCCUUGGGAAAUGAACGUAUCUACGGGCCCUGCACUGCCCAGCAGCUCUCCUUCCCUUCGCCGAGCUCCGUAUCCCUGCCGUCAUGCAUGGCUGAAGCGAUGAACCGCCUUCUUUGUCAUCUGGAGAGAGGCGUGCUGUUAUGGGUGGCCCCAGAGGGGGUGUUCAUCAAGCGGUUCUGCCAGGGCAGGGUGUACUGGAGCGGUCCCAUGGCCCGGCACACUGACCGGCCCAACAAGCUGGAGCGAGAAAAGACGUGCAAACUGCUCGAUGUACCCACAUUUCUCAACGAGCUCCAGAGCUGUGUACAGGGGAAGGGCCCCGCACCUUCUUAUGAGAUUGAGCUCUGUUUCGGAGAGGAGUAUCCAGACCCCAGCGUGCUUAAAACCAGGAAGUUGAUCAUGGCGCAGGUGGUACCCUCGUUCGCAGUGGAACUGCUGCAGAGGUCCCCCCUUGGAGAGAUGGAGGAGAAGCAGCUGACUCCCACCUCCAACACAGAAGGAGAGAGGAUGUAGCAAGACAGAGAAAGCUAUCCUGCACCACGGUAGCCAUGAACAAUUUACAAGUGGAUUACUGAAACUUUAUUCCUUCCCUGCCAUUAUCAUGAAAGACAUUCUAAGAGCAGAGCAAAAAGUACAGAGCAUCAUCAGUGGAGAUGUAUAUACGAUGAAGAAAUGAUGGAGACGCUGAGUUGUGUUCCUAGUCGCAAAUUGUAAAGCAAAUCAUUUCCUUUAUUUUUGCCUUGUAUUGAUUUUUUUUUCUGUCCAGCAUGGAGCUAGACUGGCAGGCCAUCAUUUGCUGUCAAAGCAAAUAUUUUGCUGCACUCAAUAAAACAUGUACAUUUUUUUUUGUGAACCCAUACUCUGCAUAUGCAUUAAAUGAUAAUUUAAUACAACACAUGCAGAUAAAAGGUAAUAAAUUGACACCUUAAAUUAAAUCUAUAAAGCUUUUUUCCUUUAUUUCUAGCGAACAUCAUUUAACAGAUUCACAAUUUUUAAAAAUAUACAUUUUUG